Molecule: messenger RNA, 1028 nt
Organism: Callithrix jacchus (white-tufted-ear marmoset)
Lineage: Eukaryota; Metazoa; Chordata; Mammalia; Primates; Cebidae
Product: N-acetyllactosaminide beta-1,6-N-acetylglucosaminyl-transferase
Biological process (GO): transforming growth factor beta receptor signaling pathway
Cellular component (GO): membrane
Molecular function (GO): acetylglucosaminyltransferase activity
Source: RefSeq, a predicted model, not a curated record
AUGCCUUUAUCAAUGCGUUACCUCUUUGUAAUUUCUGUCUCUAGUGUAAUUAUUUUCAUCGUCUUCAAUUUUGGGGGCGAUCAAAGCUUCCAGAGGCUAAAUAUCUCAGACUCUUUGAUGCUGACUCGAGCUUGCACAUCUUUUAUCAAUGGGAAAACACCUUUCCUGUGGAAAAACAAACUAAUGAUCCAUGAGAAGUGUUCUUGCAAGGAAUACUUGAUCCAGAGCCACUACAGCAACCCUUUAUCUAAGGAAGAAGCUGAAUUUCCCUUGGCAUAUAUAAUGGUCAUCCAUCAUCACUUCAACACCUUUGCAAGGCUCUUCAGGGCUAUUUACAUGCCCCAAAAUAUCUACUGUGUCCAUGUGGAUGAAAAAGCAACAACUGAAUUUAAAGAAGCAGUAGAGCAACUAUUGAGCUGCUUCCCAAAUGCUUUUCUGGCUUCCAAGAUGGAACCAGUUGUCUAUGGUGGGAUCUCCAGGCUCCAGGCUGACCUGAACUGCAUCAAAGAUCUUUCUGCCUUGGAGGUCUCCUGGAAGUACGUUAUCAACACCUGUGGGCAAGACUUCCCCCUGAAAACCAACAAGGAAAUAGUUCAGUGUCUGAAGGGAUUUAAAGGGAAAAAUAUCACUCCAGUAGUGCUGCCCCCGGCUCAUGCAAUUGGACGGACUAAAUAUGUGCACCAAGAGCACCUGGGCAGAGCUUUCCUAUGUGAUAAGAACAACAGCACUGAAACCGCCUCCCCCCAUAACCUCAUGAUUUACUUUGGCUCUGCCCAUGUGGCUCUAUCCAGAGAGUUUGCCGACUUUGUUCUGCAUGACCCACGGGUUGUUGAUGUGCUCCAGUGGUCCAAGGACACUUUCAGUCCUGAUGAGCAUUUCUGGGUGACACUCAAUAGGAUUCCAGAACGUAAUUUGCCAAGAUCCACCACUUGCAUUUCAUAUGUAAAUGAAGAGGCUUCCCGGAGGCUAGGCUGGGCUGGGCUUAGCUGAAUCUCUGCAAACAGCAGGGAUUCAGCCCUGGGGAACUG